CUUUGAUCGACCCCUUCUGUGCGGAGCAUCAGUGAACACAAAACGAGAUAAACUACAGUAGCCAGCUUAUGGCGAGAGCAUGUACCGGUGGCGCGCGUGAUCGGAAUCGGAACAGGUUCGUUCCUCCCUGGGAAUCGUAUCUCUCAGCCAAGCCCCAUCAGCACGCUUGUCGUCCACCGUUGCGCUUAUAUUGGAGUGGUAUACCUUGCGAGCGAAGAAGUUCACAGUGAUUACCAUCCUCGGCACUACGCUCCCCGCCAACCGGAUGGAAGAAACUCGGUCGUUCCGUUCGGUCGUUCGUUCAGACUAGGAUGAGGAGGUACUGUAAGCAAGGCUUGUUAUCCCUCGUAAGCACGUGAAGCACGUAUUCGGGUUGUAAUUUUAUUAGAGGAGAUAUAACCCGCAGCGACCUCUAGCUCAGCGGGUAAACCUAUCUGGCGUAGCGAAACGUAUGAGAUAUAGUUCCACUAAACAGGAACGACGUCUUCUCGUCACAAACGACAGACAAGGAGCGGCAGCAGCAUCACUCCGACGAUACCGAAGAGAUUGGGUAUCGAUCAUUCGAUUGCCGUUCGAGCGCGAGAAAGGUUGUAUAAAACCACCACCUGGACGCUGUCCACCCAUCAGUCUGAUGCUCAUCUUGUUGCUUCAUUGCCGAGGACUAUUUUUUGCGUUGGAACUUUCUCACCGAUUGAGAUACGUGAGUUAUGAAGAUGAUCGUAUUAUUUCCAAUGGUUCUGGCGAUCGUCGUCGGUGCAGCAGUAAACGAAAGGAGGAAGAGUAAACGGGACCUGUGGGACGAUCUUUCACAGGCUGACGAAGUAUCACUCGAGGAUCUUCCGGAUGAUCACGAAUUGGACAACUUUCCCAAGGAUUUGGAAUCGUGGAAUCCAUCGCAUCGUGACAAGGAAGUGAAACACGUUCCAGUGCCUUACCUAGUUGAGGUCGAGAAGAAGGUACCGGUUGAAGUGAAGGUGCCUUUCGCGGUUCCGGUGGAGAUCGAGAAGAAGGUUCCUGUUAUUGUGGAGAAAAAAGUGCCAGUGAUCGUAGAGAAGCGCGUUCCCGUCCACAUUGAUCGCCCAGUGCCAUAUCGGAUAAAGUUCAUUCAGAAACAAUAUGUCCAUGUGCCGAAACCGGUUAUAGUGCCCAUUCCAAAGCGUGUCCCAGUGUUUCUGGAGAGGCCAAUUAUUGUGGAGAAAACCGUUCCACUGACCAUUCACAUACAGGAGAGAAAAAGGAAGAAGACUACUUUUCGGUUCCACAGGUAGUCAAACAUUGUUGAGAUCGAGUUGUUCUAAUGAGACUGAAUAAAAUUCGUUUUCCG
Messenger RNA from Armigeres subalbatus, 1324 nucleotides. RefSeq names its product titin-like. The transcript has 3 exons. Bases 708 to 1268 code for a protein of 186 amino acids. NCBI's taxonomy places the organism in Eukaryota, Metazoa, Arthropoda, Insecta, Diptera, Culicidae. The record is from RefSeq and is a predicted model, not a curated record.